CCAUUUAUAUUCCGGGGGGAGUGGGAUUGGGGGGGAACCGGGCCCAGGGUUUUUGUUUGAUGCGUUUGAUUUUAACUUGUGACCUGUUUAUUGGGGCCUUUCAAUUAUUAGUAAUUACAAUUACACGUCUCGCGCUCACAGAAUAGCACAGUCGAUUCACUUUACGGUGCAGCCCGUGAGGCGCUCUGAGGCGGAUAAGACGCUGUAUGCAGGGGGUUGUGGGGGGGGAGAACAUGCCUGAGGUGAACGUGCUCCAUGCAUAGGCUGUGCACGCAGCUUUCUCAGCACUUUGUGGACGUUUUGCUUCAACCCAGGAGGAUUUGGCCAGCUUGGAAUCAACUGGUGAAGGCGGUGUUUGAAAAGCAAAGCAGCGGCAAUUCUACCCAUCCUUUCCUGCUCGGGUCGGGUCAUCAGUCGGGCUGUUUGCUCCCGGCACAUUGGGUGUGGAGCAGCGUGCAAGCUCCAGCAGCACAAAACCAGAAGCUGCUCUCCAAGUCCCUCCUUGCCUUGGUUCUCUCCCGAAUUCUCAGCGACACAUUCUGUAUCUCAAGAGCAGACAUGGCCGAGCAGCGAUACUGCGUGGACUAUUCCAAGCGUGGCACGGCCGGCUGCAAGAAAUGCAAGGAGAAGAUCCCAAAGGGGCUGGUGCGCAUCGGCAAGAUCGUCCCAAACCCCUUCUCGGAGUCGGGGGAGAUGAAGGAGUGGUACCAUGUCAAAUGUAUGUUCGAGAAGCUGGAGCGAGCUCGACUGAGCACGAAGAAGAUCGAUGAUCUGAGUGAUCUGGAGGGUUGGGAAGAGCUUCAGGACGAAGAGAAAGAGCUGAUCAACAAGCACAUCACAGAACAUGCAAUCAAGAUGGGCAACACUUUCCCCAAAUACAAGACUACCCCAGAGAAGGUGACCCCCUCGACAUCCAGCCCAUCACCUCUUAAAUUCUCUGGAUUUUCAGCUAAAGGAGGAAGCCCAGGUGGCAAGGCCUCGCCCUCAAGCAGCAAGCUGCCAGUCGUCGCGGGCGAUCCCAACCACAAGGACUGCUCAUUGCGGGAAUUCCGCAAACUGUGCGCGACGAUCGCAGAGAGGCCCAGCUACAACAGCAAGACUCAGAUCAUCCAGGACUUUCUCAGGAAGGGCACAAGUGGUGAUGGUAAAUUCCAUGGAGAUGUGUAUUUGACUAUAAAGCUCCUGCUCCCAGGCGUCAUCAAACAUGUGUACAACCUGAACGACAAGCAGAUUGUCAAGCUCUUCAGUAGGAUAUUUAACUGCAGUCUGGAUGACAUGGUCCGAGACCUGGAGCAGGGGGACGUCUCUGAGACUGUGCGCAUCUUUUUUGAAGGCACCUCGAGCUUCCCUCCCGCAGCCAAGAGCACGAUGACUAUUCAGGACGUGGAGGCUGCUCUGACUCGGCUCUCAAAGCUGACUCGGGAGGAGGAGCAGCAGAGGGAGCUUCAGGCUAUUACUGCCAAGUGUACAGGAAAUGAUCUGAAAUGCAUUAUUCGGCUGAUCAAGCACGACCUGCGGAUGAAUAGUGGAGCCAAACAUGUGCUGGACGCUCUGGAUCCCAAUGCUUACGAUGCCUUCAAAGCCUCACGAAAUUUACAGGACGUGGUGGACCGUGUUCUCAAGAACCAGCAAGAAUCUCAGCAGGUCCCAGGCAUGAGGAAGAUGUUGAGCAUCACAGCAACGCUUCUGACUCCAGUCCAGCCCAUGCUGGCUGAAGCUUGCAAAUCGAUAGAAUACGCUAUGAAGAAGUGCCCCAAUGGCAUGUACGCGGAAAUCAAAUACGACGGAGAGCGGGUUCAGGUGCACAAGAACGGAGACACCUUUCAGUACUAUAGCAGGAGUCUGAAACCUGUGUUACCUCACAAGGUUGCUCAUUUUAAGGACUUUAUUCCCAAAGCGUUUGUGGCGGGUGACAGCAUGAUACUGGACUCUGAGGUGCUUCUGAUUGACACAGCCACAGGGAAGCCCCUCCCAUUUGGAACGCUGGGUGUACAUAAGAAAGCUGCCUUCAAAGAUGCGAACGUUUGCCUGUUUGUCUUUGACUGCAUUUAUUUCAAUGGUGUCAGCCUCAUGGACAGACCGAUCCGUGAGCGGAGGCAGUUUCUUCACGAUAACAUGGUGGAAAUCCCCAACAGGAUCAUGUUUUCCGAGAUGAGGCACGUGAAUAGGGCCUCCGACCUGGGGGACAUGAUCAAUCGAGUUAUCAAAGAGGGUCUGGAGGGACUGGUGCUAAAGGACGUUAAGGGUCUGUACGAACCAGGAAAGCGUCACUGGCUGAAAGUGAAGAAGGACUAUCUGAAUGAAGGUGCGAUGGCCGACACUGCAGACCUGGUGGUGCUGGGGGCUUUCUAUGGACAAGGAAACAAAGGUGGGAUGAUGUCCAUCUUCCUGAUGGGCUGCUACGACCCAAAGCUGGGUUGGUGCACAGUGACCAAGUGUGGAGGUGGCCAUGACGACGCUACGCUGGGCCGAUUACAGACCGAACUGGAUAUGGUGAAAAUCAGCAAGGAUGCAAGCAAAAUACCAGACUGGCUAAAGAUCAGUAAGAACUACAUCCCUGAUUUUGUUGUCCGGGAUCCAAAGACUGCCCCAGUGUGGGAGAUCACGGGAGCAGAGUUCUCUAAGUCGGAGGCGCACACUGCAGAUGGCAUCUCGAUCCGCUUCCCCCGAUGCACCCGUAUCCGUGAUGACAAGGACUGGCAAACUGCAACUAACCUUCCUCAGCUCAAGGAACUGUACAAGGUUUCUAAGGAAAAGUCUGAUAUUGAAAUUGCCAUAGCUUGUGCCAGGGGUGGGGAAGAAUCGGGUACAGGUGGCACUAGCAGCAGCGAGACUGGACCAACUCCCAAACCAAGCCCAGGCAGCUCCAAAGGGCCUUCAAAGUCUCCAUGGAAAAAACGUCAAAGCCAAGAUGCCAACAGCAGUACAUCCCAAAAGGUUACCCCUGAAAAUUCAGAUUCAACGCCAAGAAAGGGGUUGAAGCGGAAAUUGCCAGGAGUGGAACAGAAUGGAAAUAAGAUCAAAUCGCCUGGGACAGAAAAGAGUAACGGCUCUUUGCUCUCCAGUCCGACCACAUCGCCUACUCCAAAUCAGACGCUGCUGGACAUAUUUACAGGAGUAAGGCUCUAUUUGCCUGCAUCAGCCCAAGACUUCAGCAGAAUCCGACGCUACUUUGUGGCGUACAACGGCGACCUGGUUCCAGAGUUUGACGUGGCCACAGCAACGCACGUGAUCGGUGACGUCAAGGAGAACGUGUGUGCCAAACGUGUUUCAGUGAAUUGGAUCUGGCAGUGCAUCAGGAAGAGAAGGCUGGUUUCACCGUGCUGACGUGUUUGAGCAAACCCAAUCAGCAGCUCACACUAAAGGCAAAGAUCGGUGCUGUCAUAUCCCCAAUUAAAGAUGUAUUUGACUUCUUUCUAUAUCAUGAGAGUGAAUGGGAAUGGGUACAUACAUUAUAAUUGCGUACCCAGUAUCACGUAUGUGUUUGUAGACUGUUUAGUGAGACAGCCUUUUGAAAAGAGAAUGAAUGCAUUGUGUUUGCUCUGCUUUGAGCGCCCCCCCCCCCACUGGUAGGUUGAGUGUAUUGAGGAUUUAUGUAUGGUGAUCAUGUAUUAUAGUAUAGGUCACAAGGACCUGCAUUCCAAUGCAGACACAGAACUGGCCUCUACCUAAUGAAAUGAAACCUAAGAGAACAGCUUGGUGAGGAGCAGUGGUUUCUGAUGUUGACUAACCUGGAGUCACCAGAUGUUCUGCAAUAAUAUUGUCUUUUAAUUAAUCAAAGUAUGAAAUACCCAUAAACCAAUUAAAUGACUUGUGAAACCCAAACUCCUCUCCAUAUCACUGGCCUCUCAACUUAAAAGGGACUUGGACUGAGCUGCUCUACAUCGUCAGUAAAGUAGGAAAACUGGACUCACAUGAAACGUAGAAGAGAAUCAAAUCUUUACAAACUCUAAAACCUAGUUUUUCCAGUAUGUAGAGCAGCUCAAGUCAAGUGGACCUGUGUCAGUGCUGCUGUCUCUACUGCAGUACCAUGCUGAACACUGCUCUGCCCAGCUCUGCUUUUGACAAGACCAGUUGGUAAAGAUGCUUUUUCCUACCAACAUGUUUUCUACGCAUCCUGAUCAUAGGAAUUGCAUCGGCGAUUGCACAGAAUCUCUAUAAAGGUAGUUGAUACUCCUUUGGAUGAGAUAUUAAGCCAAGGUCAUGUCUGCCUGUUCAGCUACCCAUUAAAGAUCACGGAACUUUAUUUUAAAACCGAUGUGUCCUGGCCAACAAUCCCACAAUAAAACUGGUCAUUCACUUCAUGGCUGUUUGUGGGACACUGCUGUGCACAACUUUGCUGCUGCACUUGCCCACAAAACCCAGUCACUACACUUUGCAGUAUAUCUUGUGAAGCGCUUUGGGAUGUCCUCCUGACAGGAAAGGUGCUAUAUCAAAUGUAAGGAUUAUCAAUAAAUUUCUAAACCAGGUGGCUAAGUAUGGGCUUGACACCAGUGUGGAGAGGAUGAAGGGUAUUGGAGGAUAUAUUGGGUAGAUGAAUAGAAUGGGGAUAGAGAGACUGAAAAUAAAAUAUUUCACAAGGAACAAUGAUUUUUGUACUACAAUGUCUGGAGGGCUACAGACAAUGCAGAAUAAUGCAAGGUAUUGUCUUGAGGGAGUAAUUAUAGAGGAAACCAGGCCAGGUAUCCAUUCUAGAAACGAUCAGUAUUCUAGAGUUUUAUUCUAUUACCUUUUGUAACUUUUCACCCUCAAAAUAAACAAUCAAUCCACUUUACAAUAUAACCUGUGAAGCACUUUGAAACACAAGUUAAGUCAAACUACAACAACAGCUUGCAUUUAUAUAGCAUCUCAUCGCUUAAACCACAUGGGCGUUGAAUGAAGCUGGUUCAAAUGACCUUUCCUCAUUCAUUACUCUUGUGGCUGUUAUUUGUCUUCCCACUUUCUUUGGGUUUGAUGUGAAUACCUUUUUAGGCAUGUGUAGACCUUCAAAGUGAGUAACCUAAUGGUGUUUUAAUAGUGUGCGUCUCUGGUGCACUCUUAUCACUUUUCUCUUUCUCCUCACUCCCCAUUUUCUAAUAGAUUUGUCUUUUCUGGAGCACAAUUAAUGAAUUGCUCGGUACAACAUUUGCUCCAUUUCCUCUGCUUGGGUUAUCUGAUUUGUGUCUGAGACUGAACACGAGAAUUGUGAAAUAGGUUAAAAAGGAAAGUCUGACCCAGUAUUUUUUAUAUACCUAAAGCUCGAGUGGCUGAGCGGUAAACUCAUAAUUUCUCAGCAAGGAGGUUCCGCACUAAUGUAAAUUCUUGGAGAACUUGCUUAAACUGACCAGCGCCUCGGCUUUCAUUAUCGCUCCUUUGUAAGCAUUCAAGGGCUAGUUGUCACGAUGAUUUGAACACUGCUUCUCUCAUCUAUUGUUCUAUUAAGAUCUUUUUAAGUAAAAUCUGAAUGGUU
Callorhinchus milii (elephant shark) is the source of this 5449-nucleotide messenger RNA. It is a transcript of the gene lig3, whose product is annotated as ligase III, DNA, ATP-dependent. The record is from RefSeq and is a predicted model, not a curated record. Gene Ontology annotation, biological process: DNA recombination; DNA biosynthetic process; lagging strand elongation. NCBI's taxonomy places the organism in Eukaryota, Metazoa, Chordata, Chondrichthyes, Chimaeriformes, Callorhinchidae. Gene Ontology annotation, molecular function: zinc ion binding; ATP binding; DNA binding. Gene Ontology annotation, cellular component: DNA ligase III-XRCC1 complex.